This is a messenger RNA of Saccostrea echinata, 1131 nucleotides long. RefSeq lists its product as uncharacterized. Gene Ontology annotation, molecular function: nucleic acid binding. NCBI's taxonomy places the organism in Eukaryota, Metazoa, Mollusca, Bivalvia, Ostreida, Ostreidae. The record is from RefSeq and is a predicted model, not a curated record. Bases 1 to 1131 code for a protein of 376 amino acids. The transcript is spliced from 3 exons.
AUGACAUUCUUGUGUAUGGCGAGGGGGAUACAGAAGAAGAAGCUAUUGUUGACCAUGAUAGAAAGCGAUAGAAAGCUACGUGCACUGAUGGACCGAUGUCGAGAACGUGGACUCGUUCUGAACAAAGACAAACUUCGAUUACGACAGAAAGAAGUGCGAUUCAUUGGACACCUUGUUACAUCAGAAGGUCUGAAACCUGACCCAGAAAAGGUGAAAGCAGUUAAAGAGAUUCCAAAUCCAGAGAAUGUCGCAGGUGUAAGGAGAUUUCUUGGAUUUGUGAACUAUCUUAGCAAAUUCUUGCCAUCCCUAAGUGAUUUGUGUGAGCCACUAAGGAAACACGCUCAAAGACGCUGUAUGGAGCUGAGUGACCACAAACCCUUGGAGAUUAUCCUGAGAAAACCACUUCACAUUGCACCUAAACGACUACAGAGAAUGCUACUGCGCUUGCAAAAGUACACUAUACACUUGGCAUAUCAUCCUGGGAAAGAAAUGUUCCUAGCAGACACCUUGAGCAGGGCAUACCUAAGAAACAAUGAACAGACUGGCACACUUGAAGAGGAAACAAAACAUCUGGCACGAUUUCUCCCUGUGAUCAAAGACAGAAUUCAGGAACUGAGACAGGAAACUCAGGCAGACAAAACACUAGUAAAGCUGACCAAAGUUAUUCUCUCAGGAUGGCCAGAAAUCUCUGCGUAUGUUUCAGCUCCCCUACAGCCAUACUUCAACAUUCGUGACGAGUUGACAGUACAAGGCGGCAUUGUAUUUAUAGGAGAGCGCAUUCUUAUUCCAGAGACAAUGAGAAUGGACAUGUUGCGCCGUAUUCACUCAUCUCAUAUUGGAGUUGAAGGAAGUGUCAGGAGAGCUCGUGAAUAUUUGUUCUGGCUCGGCAUGACCAAAGAUGUGAAAGACUUUGUGACUAAGUGUGAUACCUGUCGUUCUUUUGAUGACAAACAGAGGAAAGAGGCCCUCGUUGACUAUCUCCGCAAUACAAAGUCGAAGACUGUAAUUCAGAAACUGAAGGCAUUGUUUGCACGCUACGGGAUCCCAGGUCACCUUGUAUCUGACAAUGGGUCCCAGUUUGCCUCUACUGAGUUCAGCAGUUUGCCAAGGAAUAGGAAUUCUGUCGUGUGA